This is a messenger RNA of Centropristis striata (black sea bass), 3343 nucleotides long. It is a transcript of the gene shmt2, whose product is annotated as serine hydroxymethyltransferase 2 (mitochondrial). Gene Ontology annotation, molecular function: mRNA 5'-UTR binding; mRNA regulatory element binding translation repressor activity; cobalt ion binding. Lineage: Eukaryota; Metazoa; Chordata; Actinopteri; Perciformes; Serranidae. Bases 16 to 1647 code for a protein of 543 amino acids. The record is from RefSeq and is a predicted model, not a curated record. The transcript is spliced from 12 exons. Gene Ontology annotation, biological process: L-serine catabolic process; folic acid metabolic process; tetrahydrofolate interconversion. Gene Ontology annotation, cellular component: BRISC complex; mitochondrial inner membrane; mitochondrial matrix.
AGGCCUACAUUUCCCAUGAAGCCUUUCGGCAGGAAGAGCGUAACCAGCCGUUGCCAACAACUUCAAACAGCCCUUUCGGAGCCUGUCAGCGGAGUGUCGCCUGGCUGUGCUACUAGUUCCUCUGGCCUGACAACUGGAAACAUGCUCUCCUUCGCUCUGAGACAACUCACACGGCCUCUGUGCCAGCGAGCCCCAGUUCGUCUCAGUGUUCGUGGCCAGCAGUCCCACGCCGCUUCCCGUACAGCAGAUGAAGAUCGUCCAUGGACGGGCCAGGAAAGCCUGGCUCAAGACGAUCCCGAGAUGUGGGAUCUGCUGCUAAAGGAGAAAGACCGGCAGUGCCGUGGCUUGGAGCUCAUUGCAUCAGAGAAUUUCUGCAGUCGAGCGGCUCUGGAAGCUCAGGGCUCCUGUCUGAACAACAAAUACUCUGAAGGCUACCCAGGGAGAAGGUACUAUGGAGGAGCAGAAGUGGUGGACCAAAUUGAGCUGCUGUGUCAGAAACGAGCCUUGGAGGCCUUCGACCUGGACCCAGCUCUGUGGGGUGUCAACGUGCAGCCAUACUCUGGCUCUCCCGCUAACUUUGCCGUCUACACCGCCGUGCUCAAACCCCAUGACCGCAUCAUGGGCCUAGACCUGCCCGACGGAGGACAUCUGACCCACGGAUACAUGUCCGACGUGAAGAGGAUCUCAGCAACCUCGAUCUAUUUUGAGUCCAUGCCUUACAAGCUAAAUACUGCAACAGGACUCAUAGACUACGACCAGCUGGAGAUGACGGCCAAGCUGUUCCGGCCCAAGCUCAUCAUCGCUGGCACCAGCGCCUAUGCCCGCCUCAUUGACUACGCCCGCAUCAAGAAGCUGUGUACCGACAUUAAGUCCUACCUGCUAGCUGACAUGGCCCAUAUCAGUGGCCUGGUGGCAGCCAAAGCCAUCCCAUCUCCCUUUGAAUAUGCUGACCUGGUUUCAUCUACCACACACAAAUCCCUCCGAGGAGCCAGGGCUGGCCUCAUCUUCUAUCGUAAGGGUGUUCGCUCAGUGGACAAGAAGGGGAAGGAGAUCAUGUACGACCUGGAGGACAGGGUCAACUUCUCUGUGUUCCCCUCCCUGCAGGGCGGACCUCAUAACCAUGCCAUCGCUGGUGUGGCUGUAGCACUCAGACAGGCACAGUCUCCUAUGUUCAAGGAGUAUAUUGCCCAGGUAAUAAGGAACUCCAAGUCUAUGGCUACAGCCCUUCUCAGCAAAGGCUACACCCUGGUAUCAGGCGGGACCGACAACCACCUGGUCCUGGUUGACCUGAGGCCUAAGGGCAUUGACGGAGCUCGGGCCGAGAGAGUGCUGGAGCUCGUGUCAAUCACUGCCAAUAAGAACACCUGCCCCGGGGACAAGAGCGCCCUGACUCCUGGUGGCCUGAGGCUAGGUGCUCCAGCCCUGACAUCCAGACAGUUCAAAGAAGCUGACUUUGUGCAAGUUGUCGAGUUCAUGGAUGAAGGCUUCAAAAUCGCCUUGGACGUCAAGAAAAAGACAGCAAAGCUCGUGGACUUCAAGAACUUCCUACUUGAGGACCCAGAGACUGUGGCUCGCAUCGCCAACCUGCGCCACCGCGUCGAAGCUUUUGCCAGGCCCUUUCCCAUGCCAGGCUUCCACGACCAUUAAACCAACCCAUAUAGAGUCUGUGGGGCCAUAACAGCCAGGUGGCAGAAAGCUGGCUGUGCAGAAGUGUACAAAGGGGGAGAAAAAUGUCAUGGCAGUGAAAUGUGGUUAGGGCCUGCAAAUCAGGAUGGCUCCCUUUUUCCCCAAUCAGAUCUGGGAAACCACAUUUUUUUUUAUACUUCUUUGCAGUAAUCCAUCAAUCCGUUCUUGUAAAAACUUGGCCUCCAUGGUGAGGUAAAAAAAAAAAAGAGAGAAUAAAAUUAAACAGAUUUUGUAGAGCCGAAGAACCUAUUUUCUAUUGUAUGUGUAAAGAUGUUUCUCAGUUGUUGUCACACCAUUUCUUUAAUGUGGGUGUGUGGGAUGAAAAUAUAACGUCUAAUCAAACAACCAACAGCUCUCGGUGUUGAACUCUGGGGCUUGAUUAGUGUAUAAUUAGUCAUUAUAAUAAGAUACACAGAGAGGUCUUAAUGCUGUAAAGAGUCUUAACUAAUGUCACUAAUGUAGAUUAUUAUUUUCACAGAGAAAUGUGUGCAUGAUGGCUUUCUUUUCUGUCUAUGAAACCAGGUACACAAACAGGCUUCAUGAGGUGAAUAGGUGUUCUGUGAGACAAAUUAAUUAAGCUGAAGACUGGAGAUUAACCCAAAAUGUGGUCAAAACAUAAUUAAUUAAAGUUAGGUAUCUAACCAAGUUGAGAUCUGUUCAAAUCAGAUUAUACAGGACGUGGGCUAAAUCAUUGUAACAUCUUUUUAAUAUACUAUUUAUAUAUGUAUGUGAAGCAACACUACAAGCUGAGUUCACUCACUGAAAUGUUUUUUUAAACAUAAUACAAAUUUCAAAAAGUACAAUUUAAUGGGACUUUAUUCGAUUGCAGUACAACAACAAAAAAGUGUCUUUCUGAGGAUUUGUCUUCUGUUUUGACUGGGAUGUGAUGGAAUCAUCUCUUUUUUUUUUUUUUUUUUCUCCAGCAUAUCAUUGAUGGCAGAUAUUAAUUGCUAUAUAUUUUGUUAUGACAGAUAACCAAAUGGAAUAAUAGCAGAAAUGUCAUUCUGGAUUAUUUCACUUUCCGUAAAGUGCGUUUACAAAGAGUGUAUACUUUUCUAUGUAUUAUUUAAAAAGAUUUCACCAUGUAACAUCCAUCAUUUCACAUAUAUCUUAAGGUUUCCGAUACCAGCCAAUUUGCUGUACUGCAGGAAAGACUAUUUAUAGUGCAUCCUGCCUGAUUUAAGUGUUGUUUCACCAUGUUGUUAAAGGAAACUAUGAAGCACAGGCAUUUUCAGUGUUUUGUUGUCUAUGUGACUCACAGAUUGGGACUGUCAUUAUCACUGCAUCAGUGAGGAAGCAAGAUUUCUAUUUGUGAAAUAAUCGUACAGCACAAUAGAGAAAACAGUGUUAGGAAUCGUGUGGUUACUUUCUUACUUUGCACGAAACACAGCUUCCAAAGUAAACCAAAUCAUGUGAAUUAUCCAUCAUCAUAAGCUUCCGACAGGCAAUAGCCUAGACUUUGCCAAAAUAUACCAUUACGUAUUUUACUAUGUCCAUAAAUCUGUUUGUCUGUAAUCAUCUCUAAUAUGUUGCCAGCCUCUGAUAUGUUGCCAGCCUUUGUACAUCUACAAAAGUUUUCCUUACAGAACAUGAACAUUUUUAUUAACAUUUAUUUACUAUUAGCUAAGUCAUAAUAAAAUCUAAUGAUGCAAAUGUA